Acanthaster planci (crown-of-thorns starfish) is the source of this 1829-nucleotide messenger RNA. Its product is annotated as glycine receptor subunit alpha-2-like. The record is from RefSeq and is a predicted model, not a curated record. Gene Ontology annotation, biological process: monoatomic ion transmembrane transport. Gene Ontology annotation, cellular component: membrane. NCBI's taxonomy places the organism in Eukaryota, Metazoa, Echinodermata, Asteroidea, Valvatida, Acanthasteridae. Gene Ontology annotation, molecular function: transmembrane signaling receptor activity; extracellular ligand-gated monoatomic ion channel activity.
CACGAUAAUCCAAGAUAGAUUGCUUACGCUGCCCAUCCCGGCGUUAGGUUAACCAGAUAACAAGCUGAGCCACCCCAUGUACUCAAAUCAACUACGGUUCGUGGUAUGCUGUUAUUCACGCUACCUGAAGCCUAGCCACCCUUCAAAUAUCAAAGAUUGAUCGUUGGGUUCAACCACGCGACAACACGUGGCGGGCGGUUUGCGCACUUCAACAUCGAAUUCAAGUCCAUGCAGGAUACGGCAUUGAAGAAUGGAGAGGCUGUUGGGAGCGACCAGGAUAUGCGUGGCCUUUUUCUGUGUGUUGCAGGCAGCCUGGUGCUGUGGUCAAGGAACAAACACUACGGCCAUACUGAACAGCAUCCUUCGGGACUACGACAGAAGACUCCGACCUAAUGACACAGGUUCACCGGUUAGCGUCAAGAUCAAUGUCUACAUCGAAAGCAUGGAGGGCAUUCGCGAAUCCACCAUGGAUUUUGCUAUCACUAUGUAUUUUCGGAUGUUCUGGCGAGACCCUCGACUCUCAUUCGAGGGGAACCAGACUAUCAUCUUCAAAAGUGGUGAUAUGGACAACCUCUGGAUCCCAGACGUGGUCUUCUUGUAUGAGAAACAAGCCAAGGUCCACACGGUGACCCAGAUAAACAGACUGCUCCGUGUUCAGCCAGACGGUAACGUGGCCUCCAGCUCCAGGGUCAGCGCAACGCUAUCAUGCAACAUGAUGCUACAGCAGUUUCCAAUGGACAGGCAGAAAUGCACAAUCGUCAUGAGCAGCUACGCCUACAGCACUCGAGAUGUGAUCCUGUACGUGGAGGAGGGCUCCAUUCAAAUCGAACCGGGUAUCACGAUUCCAAAGUUCUCUUUAACAGGUUCGGAAUUUUCCAACGAAGAAGCCAUUUACUUACUUGGAAAUUACAGCACGCCCAAGUUUCACUUUUACUUCAUGCGGCAGACGGAGUCGUACUUCCUCACCGUGUACAUUCCUACCAUGGUACUUGUCAGCAUCGCCUGGCUAUCUUUCUGGAUUGACGCCAAAGCAGCCCCCGCGCGCGUUGCCCUGGGUAUAACUACGGUCCUGACAGUGACCACCAUGACAGCCGGCAUACAGGAGACGCUACCGGUCGUCACCUACGCGAAGGCCAUCGACAUUUGGCUGGCUGUGUGUCUGCUUUUCGUGUUCUUCUCUUUGUUGGAGUUUGGAAUGGCAAAUUAUCUACUCGUCGUACAGACACGAAGAGAGAAGAGUCUGGCUGGUGACAUCGAACAGUCCCCCGCGAAGGAAAUGGAGCGCAAUUUGCAGAUCGAGACCGUUGGUGAUGGUGGCCGUUGCUGCUCCAGUCUGUGGACGGCCAAUCGACUGGACUGCGUGGCCCGCUGGGCCUAUCCCGCAGCCUUUCUCGUGUUCAAUGCGUUCUAUUGGAUCUACUUCUUAGCGUUUAACAAGGCAAAUGCUAAACAGCACUAGCAUAAAACACUGGCACAUCAAUCUGAAACAGAAUACCUUGAUGUGUUUACCGUUUGUAAAUACGUCCCACUUUCAGGUUUGUUCUUAGACCAGAGCUGUAGACACACAAUAAGCGUAAGGUUGGAGAAUGUACACACCAUUAAGGAUUUCUCUUUGUAAAAGUAACGCUGAAAAACACCACGCAACUUUCAAACUUCCUCGUCAAAGUGGGGAGCUAAAUAAAGUGACUGUACCCAAAGCCAUAUCAUAGGUUUUCCCAGUUAAUUUUGCACUUCAUUCAUGUAAAAUUGCUUAAAAGAAAGUUUAAUUUCGUCAAAGAAUGGUCACUCGCCCCAAAUGUUGAUUGUAAUUUCUAAAUCACGCCACUAGA